Messenger RNA from Acanthisitta chloris (rifleman), 1448 nucleotides. It is a transcript of the gene EDNRA, whose product is annotated as endothelin receptor type A. The coding region runs from base 180 to 1448 and encodes 422 amino acids. Gene Ontology annotation, biological process: G protein-coupled receptor signaling pathway; vasoconstriction; enteric nervous system development. The transcript has 8 exons. Gene Ontology annotation, molecular function: endothelin receptor activity. NCBI's taxonomy places the organism in Eukaryota, Metazoa, Chordata, Aves, Passeriformes, Acanthisittidae. The record is from RefSeq and is a predicted model, not a curated record. Gene Ontology annotation, cellular component: membrane.
GGCAGGAGGAUCCUGGUAAGACUAUCCCAGGAAAAGCCACUACUCGGAGGACAUUCCCAGCGGCAGCAGCGGCGGAGGAGGCAGCCCCAGCAUGAAGGUGAAGAAGUGAGAAGUACCUCACUGAAAUACUGAAAAAAACCACUCCUGUCUCACUGAAUUUGCUCUUUGGGGACUUCAGGAUGGAAGCUUUGUGUUUAAGAAUUUCCCUGCUGCUGCUGCUGAUUUCGGGAUCUGUUCUGGGUGACAGUUCUGAUAGAUACGUUGCCAAUUGGAGUGACUUGGGAAACCACCUUUCCACUUUCUCAGGGAUUGAAUCCAGCAUUCUUCACACCACCAGACAGCCCCUGGUGUCCAACCAAACUGUCAAGUGCACCCAGCCGACUAAGAUCGCGGAGACUUUUAAAUACAUCAACACGGUGGUAUCUUGUGCUAUUUUCAUCGUUGGAAUGGUUGGGAAUGCAACUCUGCUGAGGAUCAUUUACCAGAACAAGUGUAUGAGGAAUGGCCCCAAUGCACUGAUAGCCAGUCUGGCACUAGGAGACCUUAUCUAUAUUGUCAUUGAUAUCCCUAUCAUUGUGUACAAGCUCCUUGCUCAGAAGUGGCCUUUUGGAGAUACAGAAUUUGGACAGUUUCUUUGCAAAUUCCUUCCCUUUAUCCAGAAGGCAUCGGUGGGAAUCACAGUCCUUAACCUCUGCGCACUCAGUGUGGACAGGUACAGAGCAGUUGCCUCCUGGAGCCGUGUCCAGGGAAUUGGAAUCCCUAUGAUCACUGCUAUUGAAAUCUUCUCCAUUUGGCUUCUGUCCUUCAUCCUGGCUAUCCCAGAAGCAAUUGGUUUUGCUGUGGUGCCUUUCAAAUACAAGGAGCAAAGUUUUGUUACCUGCAUGCUUAGACCUACAAAUGCUUUUAUGUUUUUCUACAAAGAUGCAAAGGAUUGGUGGCUGUUUGGUUUCUACUUCUGCAUGCCACUGGCCUGUACUGCCAUCUUUUAUACACUCAUGACUUGUGAAAUGUUAAACAGAAGAAACAGCAACUUGAGAAUUGCUCUCAGUGAACACCUUAAGCAGCGUCGAGAAGUUGCAAAGACAGUUUUCUGCUUAGUUGUGAUUUUUGCCCUUUGCUGGUUCCCUCUCCACUUGAGCCGAAUUUUGAAGAAAAUGGUAUAUGAUGAAUCAGACCCCAGCAGAUGUGAACUGCUCAGCUUCUUGCUGCCACUGGAUUAUAUCAGCAUCAACCUGGCAACCAUGAAUUCUUGUAUAAACCCCAUAGCUCUGUAUUUUGUGAGCAAGAAGUUUAAAAACUGUUUCCAGUCAUGUCUUUGCUGUUGCUGCUCCCAGUCCAAGAGCCUAGUGACUUCAGUACCAAUGAAUGGAACGACCAUUCAAUGGAAAACUCAAGAACUAAACAAUCACAAUACAGAUCGAAGCAGCCACAAAGACAGCAUAAACUGA